AUGGGUCAGGGCAGUAAGAUGACUGGAGCGGCGAGCUACGCGCUCGCCCAUGGUUUGACAGUGGACCACCUGGAACUGCCAGCACCAUUCCUUGGCGGGCAUUUCGCGAAUCUCGACGACAUGAUCUCCCGCACCGACAGCCCUCAUGUGCCUCUUGACGACUCGACUCUACCCCAGCUCGAUCUCUCGGCAUGGCCUUUCGUCCAACCCUGCCUCGAGCGGCUGCACACGUCAAGAGCCGCAGUCGAUCUCAUGAACCAGGCGUUGACCUUGGACAGAGAGGCUUGUCCCGUGGUUCCUGUCAAGAGCUGCAGGUCCGCGUUGAAGUUGUCAGCUUUGAAGAUUGAGCUCCCACUGCUUGGUACUGACCAUGAUCAUGAUGUUAAAGAACUGCUAAGGUUGUGCCGCAUCAAAAGGGCUCCACUAUUGACAGGCGAUACUCUACCAUUGGAACGGCUCGACGUCGAGCAAGACGAGGCCAUCGCAUUUCCGGCGAGUGUCGCCACAACUCGUCAAGCCCUUACAAGUAACACUCUUUGGGACAAAAUUGAUGCCAGCCGAGAGGCAAUGGAGUUCUUAGCUCAAUCACUCGAAUGUGUCUCCAGAGAAACUAGUGCAUUAGAUAUAGGCGCGCAGCCCCGAAAGGCAAGACCAGUUGCAGCCUACAUUGAGAGGCACUCCAUGACCCCACCGCUCCUGAGUCCUGUCAGAAGCGCGGAACUCUUUAUUCCUGAUGCUGAGGUGUGCGAAGUACCAUUGACGUCCGAUCCUGCGACACUCAUCGAAGAUGACUUGCGGAACAUUGAGAAACGCCUGUUCUACGAAGACAGCCCGCGCCAAAGUGAUCAUGCCCAAGUCGACAUUCGACUGUUUGUAUCCUCACCAGUAAACACAGAGCUCGGUACAAGCAAACACAGCAGGUCGUAUGAACCGGUUCGGGUCGAAAGUCCUCUCCUUCUCCACGACAAUUCUUCAAAUACUGUAGAAUAUGGCAGGACUGUGCAAGACUACGCAAGCGAGAUCGUCGGUCCACAAAAGCCAGGAAAUGUCAGCAGCGAAGUUGAUGAUACAUGCCUUCCCCAUGAGAUCUUCAUGGAGGGGGCUCAGCAAAUUGUCGAUAAAUUCCGUAUAGGUUUGCAACAGGAACGCCUAGAUGCAGGUGACGCAACGGCAAGAGUAGAAGUUCCCGUGGUGAACUUCAAGAUUGAGUCGCCGACGUGGCAGUAUUGUGCUCACGACAGUCGUAUGCACUUUCGCCACGUCUUACGCGAAUCUCAGUCCAGCUUGAAACCCCCAGGUCUCUCCCGACAGGUCUUGUCUGGCAUGCCACUGAGAUGGAUCCCAUUCUCCUUUGAGCUAGGGACAAUUGUGAUCAAGGAGUCGAUUGAUGAGCUCGCCGAUGUUGAGGCGAUGUUGGGCGACUGCCCCAAGGUGCGGAUAGCUACAAGCGUCGACUUCAGCCCCUACGUGACAGGCUCUGUCAAUCUCUUCAGACGCCAUUUCGAUGACGAUGAAAUAAUAUCACAGCAAGGCCAAAUUACUGCUUCUCGGAGACGGAGCAUCGAAGGUCCUGAACUUGAUAGACUUCUCGAGGAGAAAACACGAAGUCUUCCGAACGGCGACAGCUAUCGAAAGCCGCAAUCGACCCACGACAAAAUUGCCGACAUAGGGCUUGGUGUGCAAGAAUACAUACCAGAUCUUCGUCGUCCACACCAUGUUGCAGAAUCAUCCAAAAUGAAUUUGUUGCCGGACAGCACCAGUGAAAGUGCGACCGGGAUACUUCUCGACAACUUCAUGAGCAUGCACGCAUACAAGAAGCGAAAGCUCACCUCGAGCACGUACUUUUCCAAUGUUGCUCCACAGAGCCCAAGAAUGGAGGUGGAAAACCAGAAAUUGCAGCGUGCUGAGGUUUUAGAGAACGAAGUCGGUUUCGAGAUGGUGACUCCGGCAUCCGACUGCCCAGCUUACUUUCCACUUACUAGUAGCCCACAUCCACCAGCAAGAAUCAUCAAGUCGCUUGCAGUAGAUCGCAUUGUAUUCAACAAGCUAGAGGCUCAGCACCCAGCACUGACGGCCAAUGGCGGGAACGGCAAUUCACUUCGCGCUCGAGUCGCCAGUGUCGCACAGCGGCUGAGCGUCACCGAGCUGCAAGAUCUUGCCGAGUUCUCUGGUUUUGCCGCAGCGCUCAACAACCAUGUCGACGUCAUUUAUACGGGAGGUGGUGGAUCAUCGCUGUGA
Messenger RNA from Microdochium trichocladiopsis, 2238 nucleotides. RefSeq lists its product as uncharacterized. Bases 1 to 2238 code for a protein of 745 amino acids. The transcript has 5 exons. Lineage: Eukaryota; Fungi; Ascomycota; Sordariomycetes; Xylariales; Microdochiaceae. The record is from RefSeq and is a predicted model, not a curated record.